AUGGACGUUGCAGAAGAGGCCGACAUGAGUUCGCCGUCGCGCCAGAUGAGAAGCGAAUCGAGAAGUUCCUCCAUGGUCGAAAAGAGCUCGCCGCUCGCGCACCGGAACACCGCCGUCGAAGUAGAAGUGGAUGGCUCCGCGCACAGGCCUGCGAAGAGAAAUGGUAUGGAUCUGAAAGAAAAGGAAAAGAGAAAGGCUCUUGGAAGACACGCGCAAGGCAGGUGCGAGUUGAAAGAGCUGUAUACCACGAAAGCAUCACCACGCUACGAUAUUGACUUCGACAUUCUCUUGCACUCGUAUGGCAAUCGUGUGGAUAUCAGACUUCAGCGUGCUAGACCCCAAGUCUGCAUUGGGCGUAUCUGCCAUCCAAAGCGACGCGGCCAGUAUGGGAAGAGUAGGAUGAAUACAGCAUUGGGUAAUGGACAGGACGCGGCGUGUCGACACAGAGAUCGAGACCCACUUAACACAAAGGCUCUGAACCCGUCACACAUCUUACCGGCCUGUAAUGUCUUUGCGAUCCUUGUGUACACCAUUUGGCAGCAACACUUACUUUCCCGGACUAAAAUCCAAAAACUUUCUUCGACCCGCUUUCGAAGCUUGCGCGCCAGCUUUUCGAGACUUUCCAUAUCUACGAAAGCCUCAACACGAACAAUCAUCAAGACCACAUCCGAUCCACUUCCAAAAGAAAUUCAACUACAAAGUCACAUACCACCAAGAACACGACAGAACUCUCAGCCUACCACGAUCAGACAACUUAUGGUGCUUCAGGACCGGGUCGCAGAUCUCGAACAACGCGAGUUCGCCUUCGAAGAUGGCAUAACUCUUCCCGAAAGCGACGGAUCUGCCAGAACCGUACCUAGCACCAAAAAGACCAUCUUGGCUGUGAUUGCUCUUAUCGAAAAAUCUGCAGUCCUUGGCGCCCCCCUAGUCGUAUUCGCCGUAUUUGGCCACAUAGAAGACGAAGCCCACUACAACGCUACUAGCAAUUACAUGUCUCCCGACCAGCGCCUAGUUCUCGAAAUCCUCAGCUGGACUUACUUUGUCCUGUGGGUCAUCUGCGUACUCUUCAACCAAAAUUACCAACUGAUCCACCACGGCUUUACUCGCCUUUUCGCAUUUAUGGCGUUCAUAGUGGUGGGCAAUCUAAAGAACUUAGUGCGAAUGUCUGAUUUAUGGAAAUAUUGCGUGAUAGCACCACUCUGUCUUUCAUCCAUCAUCGGACUACUGCGCCGGAUUGAGAAGGCAGAGGCCUGUUGCUGCCAGGCCGAUCGUACUCCAUUCUGUACGUUCUACAAAGUAAGUAGAAAAGAUAGCCAUGCAAACAAGCAGAUACCCGCACAGUCAAAUCCUAGUGUCUGCCCACAGAAUACCAAUAGCCAUGACCUCCACGACACCAUUUCCCAUCCUCCGCAUCAAGACGAUGAUCAAGUCCCCUCCAUCGGCCUGUUACCGGAAGUUGCCUACAAACAGUAUCAGUUCAUACGCCGACUUAGAAUAGAUGUGCAAGGUCUUGCUCUCACCAAAUCCGCGACAUGCAGCACCAUCCCAUCCCGACGACGACUCCCACCAGAACCAGUUGAGCACAGAGCUAUGCCUGCGCAAAUCGCGGGUGCUACGAGUCCGAAGUUCAGGCUCAGACUGCAGCGAAUUGUGCCCGGUUCGGGUGGGUUGGGUGAUUUGAAUGUCGAUUGUGGUAUCCGAAGGAGUAUUGAAGCAGCUUGGUUGGCCAAGGCAAAGGAUGGAGGGAAUCGCAAAGGCGUUCUUGGGAAUAAUGAGAGUGAGUCCUCUGCCCGGGAUAUUGUGACGGUGCUUGUGACGUUCUCUGACGUAGUUCCAACGUUCCUGACUGAGCAAAGACAUCCUCGCGUGGUUGCCGAUGCAAACGAAGCUAUGGACCGAGCGGCGUGGGGGCUAUCGCGCGAGUGCACGAUCAUUUCACGAGCGAACGACAGUAAAGUUCCUGGCGGCGAGAUUCGCUGUCCGCAAGCCGCUGGUUGUGCUCCUCUUGUCGGUGUUAUCGCCCAUGGGUCCCAAGGCUUAUUAGGUCAAAUAUGGCCCAUUGGUCCAACAAUUUAA
Molecule: messenger RNA, 2076 nt
Organism: Pseudocercospora fijiensis CIRAD86
Lineage: Eukaryota; Fungi; Ascomycota; Dothideomycetes; Mycosphaerellales; Mycosphaerellaceae
Exons: 22
Coding region: 1-2076 (691 amino acids)
Source: RefSeq, a predicted model, not a curated record